Molecule: messenger RNA, 1185 nt
Organism: Acanthamoeba castellanii str. Neff
Lineage: Eukaryota; Discosea; Longamoebia; Acanthamoebidae
Product: ThiF domain containing protein
Exons: 7
Coding region: 1-1185 (394 amino acids)
Cellular component (GO): cytoplasm
Molecular function (GO): thiosulfate-cyanide sulfurtransferase activity; nucleotidyltransferase activity; URM1 activating enzyme activity
Source: RefSeq, a predicted model, not a curated record
AUGGAGGAGAAGCAGGAGGAGAGGCAGGAGCCGCGCACGGACGUGCCCUCGGGGGAUGGCCCGGUGCGUCGGUCGCUCUUCGAGGUGCCGCCGCCCGAGGUGCCCGGCGACGUCUUCGAUCGCCAGCGCGUGAUGGUCUCGUGGCAGCAGAAAAAGGUGGAAGAGGCGACGGCGCUGGUGCUGGGCUGCGGCGGGCUGGGCAACGGCGUGGCGAUGGGCCUGUGCCGGCUGGGCGUGCGGAAGCUGAUCCUGGUGGACAUGGACGACGUCGAGGCCACCAACCUCAACCGCCAGAUCCUCUUCACCAAGGACGUCGUGGGCAUGCGCAAAGUUGACGCGGCCAAGCUUGGGCUUGAGUCGGUGCACAAUCUGCGAAGCGAGUUCGAGACGCUGCACAUCGACGCCGUGAAGGAGUGGCAUAAGGUGGUCGAAGCGGCCCGCCGGGCCGACGUCAUCUUCAACUGCAUCGAUCACGGUGCGAUAUACGACUACGCGACCAACUCCCUGGCCAAGGUGCUGGGGGUGCCGCUGGUCACGGGCUCCUCCUACGCCAAUACUGCCCUCGUCAACUUCUACACCGGGCGACCAGGGAUGGCCUGCUGGUCGUGCCUCAACACCACCAGCGAGAGCUUCGAGUGGACACAGCAGGAGCUGGAGGAGUGGAUGAGCAAGAAGGGCCACAGCACGUUCGGGGUUGCGGAGCUGUUCAGCUUCCUCAAAAACCAGGCCCACAUGGAGGGUCUGCACGUCAAGGACGCCGUGGCGACCGGCCUCGUCGACUUCUGGGCGGGCAGAGACGACGGACGCGCCGCCGAGGAGAACGUCAUCCCCAUCAAAGACAUUAGGACGUUCUUGAUCAAGUUUGUGCAGCCGCACAUCCUGUCACUCCUCUCGCAGGAGCACAUCAUGAACCACGAAAGCAUCGGGUUCAUCCCCAAGGACAAGAACUUCCCCACCCGCUACGUCGGCAGCUGGGUCUGCGUCUGCGUCAGCGCCGCCCUCCUCAUGGUGAACGCGUGGGCACAGGAUCUGGCAGGCGAGGCGGUGGCCAACUACAACAACUUCACCCUCAACACCUUUCACGCCUCCAACUCGCAGCAGGACGGCGCCGACGGCAAGUCCGACUCCUUCUGCGUCAUCUGCAAGCACGCAUCACCCCAACAACAACAACAGCCAGCUCAGUGA